This is a messenger RNA of Gilbertella persicaria, 2795 nucleotides long. RefSeq lists its product as uncharacterized. NCBI's taxonomy places the organism in Eukaryota, Fungi, Mucoromycota, Mucoromycetes, Mucorales, Choanephoraceae. The record is from RefSeq and is a predicted model, not a curated record. Gene Ontology annotation, biological process: lipid metabolic process. The coding region runs from base 300 to 2384 and encodes 694 amino acids. The transcript is spliced from 4 exons.
UUUUUCUUUUCUUUUCGAUAUCUCGAUGCACACGAUAGACUUAUCUCAAUGAAACGGCAUGGCUCUGAAAACGACUUGAGGCAUGCUUAUUCAAGAAAACCUCCAACUCAAUUUCAAGUUUGGCUCUAUGAGAAGCAUAGUAAGACUCUUUCGGUGCCUGACUUGCGCAAAUUAGGUCAAGAAUGGGACCUAUACCAAAGCUCAAUGAACAUCAUCACAGGUAACAAGAUGCAGGUAAUACCUGAUGAUCGCCAAUUGCAUGCUCUUACUCUAUGUAGAUUGACUUGUUAAAUAUCUGCAUGGACACUCGAUUAAAAAGACCUCAAAUAAGGUUAAAAAUGGGACCUGCUCAAUAUUACUCAAAGCGCUCGAAUUCAGCAACAGGUGAUUGGAACGAAGGCUUUGUUUUUACUAUUUCUUUUCAUGCACAAUUAUUUAAUACCAUUGAAUUUGACGUAUAUGACAAACCUCAUAGGCAUUGGCCAACAUUAAAGCAUAUUGGAAAAGCAAAACUUAAAAUUUCCACAUUGGUAAACAAAAAUGAUGUCUUUGUCACAUUUCUACCGGUUUAUGAAUACCGCAUACAACGUUUGUUGCCUGCUGAAUUACGACCUACCUUGUUAGAAACAAAUAUAGUAGAUCCUGCUCGUGUGACAAAAAAGACAGGCGAUCUGAGUCUGAUUGGGUCCCUUCAAAUUCGCAUUCGGUAUCACUUUCAGGAACCUGUGACAGUCAAUGACCAUGUUCUGCCCAAGGCAAGACUAUUAGAUUCGCCAGCACAAGACAAUCAGCGGUUGCUUGGGCCAGAAGACACAUUCCAUCCUCUGUCUACCACUACUACUCAUGCCUCUAACCAAUCCAAUUGGUCUUUGGCCACCAAAAGCUCAAGUCGCAGAACUUCGUAUGGCAGAGGCGAACUAGCCAAAGAAGAAGGCUAUGUAGACGACGUGUUCAAAAAUCGAUUGACCCAUAUUAUGACGGCUAACAUACCUGGUUCUUCAGAAACCAGCCUUCUUUCUUCAUCCAGUCAAGAAGCUUCCACAUUGAAUUUUGACUGGCUUUAUCGACUUGUCUUGCCUGCUAAAAAAUUACCUCGAUCAUCCCGUGGUAAACGCUAUGGUUUUUCACAACAAGAUUCAGACGAUCAUCAUAAAUUUAAUCCUGACGAUAGCACAGAGUCCUCACAAGCCUCUAGUAUAUCUUCUUCAGCCCCUGUCAGAGACCGCAUUGCACACGGUGCUAAAAAAAAAGCACAAAACAUCAUUGACAGUGUUAACUUCGGUGAUCGCGAUUUUGCCAGUCAAUGGAUGCAGGAUUCAUUUGACGAUGUGGCUCUAUCUCAUCCUGUCGUCGAUCGCCUGAUUGGGUUUGUAGUCAGUAAACAAACACAGGCAAUGGUGAGAGCCAUUAUCAAGACCGCCAACGCGUUUGGCCAAGGAUUUCGUGUAACAGGCGUUCAACUCCUCAAGGCAGCCUUACUCGUCCAAAAAUUCUAUGAAUCAUUACCCAAAUCGCCUAGUAAAUCACCAAUAGAAGAUGUUGCGUUUAUCCAUGAAGCGUGUCAUUAUUUCUCAUAUGCGUUGAUUGCUUAUGGUUGGCGAGGUCUUUGUUAUUUAGGCUUGUAUGGCCAAUAUAUACGUGGUAUGAAUCACCGUCGAUCUAACCGAUUAGCUAUCAUUCGAUUCUUGAAAUUACCUCCAGAAGAUUUGCUGGGAUAUGAAUAUGCACUUAGAAAGGGGGCCUCGUUUCAGCCAAGUUAUUAUGUGGCAUUGGAUAGAAAACACAAAGCAAUUGUGCUCAGCAUACGAGGGACAUGGAGCUUGUACGACGCAAUUACUGAUUUAGUAUGUGAAUAUCUGCCUUGGAAAGGUGGCUUGGUACAUUCUGGCAUGUUAGCAUCCGCACAGUGGUUCUAUACAAGUAUUAUUCCACAAAUAUUUCGAUAUAUUCAUCAUCAUGAGGAAUUGAGUCAGUUUAUCAUUACAGGGCAUUCAUUAGGUGGAGGCACAGCAAGUUUGCUGACGAUGAUGGUAGCAGAUCAUAUUCAAGAGUUACGUGAUUUAGCAAACAAUCCAGCAUUUCGUCUUCAUUGUUAUAAUUAUGCACCUUCUGCUGUGAGUUCACCUGAUUUAAGCAAGAAAUAUGAAGCCUAUAUCUCUAGCUUUGUAUGUCAAGAUGAUAUUGUGGGGAGACUUUCAUAUGGCUCUGCUAUGAAAUUAAAAGAACUUGUGUUGGAUAUGAUCAGCGCCUAUAGAACAUUGGGUGGCUUUAAAAAGACAUUGACUGAUCCAAAAACUAGAAAAGUGUGUUUUGAUAUCAUAAGCCAACGUAGAGAUAAAUUAAAUAAUGUAGCCAAUUCCAUGUAUCCCUCUGUAAGUCAAUAGCACACGCGAGUCACUCACUUAUCAGCAUACAGCUAUAUAUUCCUGGCAAAGUGAUUCACAUAGAAAGAACAAGAGAAAUGAGGUUUAGCAAAUCGAUUGAUUUCGAAGACUUGUCGCAAGAACAUAGAGGAUCCAAUGUAUUAAGCAAGCAUAAUAUUCCUGGUGCUAGCAAAAUGUCUUAUUCUUUACACUCAGUGACUCAUCAUAUCUCGGACGAAAUGAAGCUCACAAAGACUUGUAUUGAAGACCAUAUGAUCUCUGCAUAUCAAAAUGCUUUUGAAGCACUUCAAGAACAAUACCCCUCACCAUUGUAACACAGUUUAAAAAUGGCUGAGAAAAAGAUUAAAAAAAAACUUUAUUUUGUCUAUAUUUGGUGCGAAUAAAACCUUACAGAGUAUUUAUUAAACGAGU